CCAAGCUCGUAACUACGUGCUAGAAUGUCCUGAUCCAACGGAAUUGCAAUUGAUUAUCUUUACAUCUUUCACAGUCGCCCAGCAUCUACCCGCUGGGGACAAGUACACGCAUCAUGCAGUUCGCUCUGCCUCCGCGGAGGACUCCGAUAACCCCUCCGUACGCUCGCUCGUCGCGAAUCUCACUCAAGCGCAGGAAACAGCUCAAAGCUGUGGCAAUUCUGGGCUUCGCCCUGCUCACCGUCUUCUUCCUUCUUUCCCAGUUCUUCUACACAAGUACAGGGGCCCCCGCCGUACCAGCAGGAACAUCCAGCAUCGUCGUCGUCACCGUUCUAGACAGGACGGCUUGGAGUAACGAGUACAUCCAGAAGAUCGUCAAGAACAGAGAGGACUAUGCUAAGCGACAUGGCUAUACGAACUUCUUCGCCAACGUGUCCGACUAUGAAACCGUCCUCGAUAACGCCCCGAAGUCCUGGGCCGUCCUCCCAGCCCUCCGUCACGCGAUGGCCUCCAACCCGUACUCGAAGUACUUCUUCCACCUAGAUGCUCACGCCCUAAUAAUGAACCCGAGCAAAUCACUUGAAUCGCACGUCCUCGACAAGGACCGUCUCGAAUCCCUCAUGCUCAAGGACGUCUCCGUCGUGCCUCCCGAUAGCAUAAUCAAGACGUUUUCGCAUAUACAGGCUCAAGAUGUCGAUCUCAUUAUGACCACCGAUGCGGAGGAUUUGAGCUCCGGUAGCUUCCUCCUUCGACAGGGUGAUUUUGCCAAAUACUUCCUCGACUUCUGGUUCGACCCUCUGUACAUUAGCUAUAACUUUGCAAAGGCCGAGACCCACGUUCUGGAUCACAUUGUGCAAUGGCACCCAACUAUCUUGGCCAGAUUGGCUCUGGUUCCACAGCGGACCAUCAAUGCAUACAGCAAGGAUUCAAACGGGGCUGGCGUGGACGGCGUCUAUAAGGACGGUGACUUCGUCAUUCGGUUCCUUGGCUGUGACACCGACACGAAGCGGAGUUGCGAGAAGGAAAUGGAGCCGUAUUAUCGGCUUUGGGCGGGAAAGAUGAAGAAUGAGUAACCUCUUUCUCUCGUGUCUGUUUUCUCCCCUCUCAUUUUUCGCUGUUCCAUAAUGUAAUGCCCAUAUUUGCUUGGGGGAGUUUGGGUAUGAUUUCAUUUCCAUUGGUGUUGGGAGUUUAUUUGACAAUUUGUCUUCGGACUUUGGUAUUGUGAUAUUGGUCCAUAGAGCAGCCAGCGCAUUCUUUCCAAUGCUGCAUGAAAACUACCUACUACCUACUACCUCGCAACCCAAUAGCA
Messenger RNA from Aspergillus welwitschiae, 1306 nucleotides. RefSeq names its product putative alpha-1,6-mannosyltransferase subunit. NCBI's taxonomy places the organism in Eukaryota, Fungi, Ascomycota, Eurotiomycetes, Eurotiales, Aspergillaceae. The record is from RefSeq and is a predicted model, not a curated record. Gene Ontology annotation, cellular component: Golgi membrane; mannan polymerase complex. Gene Ontology annotation, biological process: protein N-linked glycosylation. The transcript is spliced from 3 exons. Gene Ontology annotation, molecular function: alpha-1,6-mannosyltransferase activity. Bases 114 to 1070 code for a protein of 318 amino acids.